Etheostoma cragini (Arkansas darter) is the source of this 3570-nucleotide messenger RNA. It is a transcript of the gene sec22a, whose product is annotated as SEC22 homolog A, vesicle trafficking protein. Bases 178 to 1089 code for a protein of 303 amino acids. The transcript has 7 exons. The record is from RefSeq and is a predicted model, not a curated record. Lineage: Eukaryota; Metazoa; Chordata; Actinopteri; Perciformes; Percidae. Gene Ontology annotation, biological process: endoplasmic reticulum to Golgi vesicle-mediated transport.
UUUCGUUACCCGAAAUGCACAGCGAAAAAGCCACGUAAACGUAAAGAAUCAUCAGCGCUGUCUGUUGCUAGCUGCCCCUGCUUACUGCAUGGUUUUAUAGCUGCAUACUGCUCAUCAUAGGUGUCCACAUGAUGCUACACUCGUUUGGGGCUACAGUAAGAUUGCCAGAGCUGUAAGAUGUCGAUGGUGGUGUUUGCCUCUGUGGUUCGGGUCCGGGAUGGCCUGCCUCUCUCUGCAUCCACUGAUUAUGAGCAGGACAGAGAGCUUCAGGAAACCAAGAGGCACCUCAAGGGUCUCUCCAAGAAACUCAGCCAGUUCCCUGACCGCUGCACACUUAAGACUGGACCAUACAAUGUCAAUUUUACAAGUGCACUGGGUGUUGCAUACCUAAUGGUGUGCACCGCAAACUACCCCAAUGUGCUGGCCUUCUGCUUCCUGGACGAGCUACAGAAGGAGUUUAUUGUCACCUAUGACACGAAAAGAACCAGCAGCGCUGUGCGGCCAUACUCCUUUAUUGAAUUUGACACCUUCAUCCAGAAGACCAAACAGCGCUACAACAGCCCACGUUCCCUGUCCACCAAGAUCAACCUGGCAGACAUGCAGACGGAGAUCAAGCUGCGACCGCCCUACCAGCUCUCUCCUGAGGAACUGCAGGCUACGAAUGGAUUCUCUGUUCACACGCCCCCUAAAUACAAAGGCAUAGCUCCCACACAGAUAUUGGAGCCAGUGACUCUCCCAGGCAUUGUAUCCUGUGUGCUCAGUGUCCUCUGUGGAGGCCUAAACCUGCUGCGAGGAGUCCAUGCUAUAGAGAGUAUACUACAGAAUGACGAUGAAGACUUUAAUUACGUGAUUGCCUUCUUCCUUGGCACGGCAGCCUGUCUGUAUCAGUGCUACCUGUUUGCCUACUUCUCUGUCUGGAGGAACAGUAAGUCCUUCCUGGCGUUAGCACUUAUCUGUCUGUCCAACAUGUAUCUUUAUGAACUGAGGAACAUGUGGCAGAUCCUCUUCCAUGUGGCGGUGGGGGCCUUCAUGACACUGCAGAUCAGACUGAGGCAGCCACUGGGCAAAGCGCCAGACUACAAUGUCUGACAAAAACCCCAAACAGAAAGGACAAAAGGACCUUCAAUCAGGUGGUCCCGCACAUGUUCUGGAAAUACAGUGGAGACGCCACUGAGGACAAAGUAGAAACAUAUAACAGUCCUCCCAGUUCAGGACGAAAAACCAUAAAACCUUACAGUACCAGUGGACAGCUCUUUUUGUGGACUUGAAGAAAACUGCCUGAAUCACUAAAGGAUUUUAUGGGGUCGACUUGGGGAAGUUGUCUACUUCUCACCAUUGUCUGAUGAAGAUAUUUGCUUUUAGUUCUGUUCAGUGCAGCCAUAGUUUAGGUCAGAGUCCUGCAUGUGUCCAAUUUUGCAAAACUCAUACUCUCCCUAAGGGGAAAUAGGUCUUGCAGCUGGGUUAAAAGAACACACAGAGAUGUAGGCACACAGACUCGGGUACAGAAAACUUAAAGUAAAAAAUAAAUAAAAUAAAAUACAUCAAGUAAAAACAGGAAUCCUUGAGUAUGCCAUGGCUAAUACAUCAUCAUCAUCAUCAUCAUCUUCAGCCCCAGUAGUUACGGAAAACUAUCAUCACUUGCACUUUAGUAGUAAGUGACGCAUGUUAUGAAUAUGAAACCUUUCGGUAUCAGAUUUCCAGGUGUUAAUUUGCACAUCAGAUAAAUUGUAUGUUGCCCUUAAUUAUUUGACAAGACAUUUAAUGACAGCUUUUAAUACUCGAGCUACAGUGCUGACAUAUUUCUGUCUGUACCCAAAACUGAGGUACCCAGCCCUAUUAUUAUUACCUAGGAUUAGGCCAGGCUUAACAGAUGUUUAGCAGUAUACAGUUUAAAUUAAACACAGUAUACUGUAUUUUAUGUUUAAACUGUACAUAUAACUGUUAUGACUGAUACAGUGACUUGGAAAGAUGAACAUAAAAAGCCUGCAACUGGACAUUCAGUUCAAUUUAUUGUACAGUUUUUAGGUUUUCCCUCUCCCAUUUAUGUCACCCACAUCCAGGAAAGCAUGUUUCUUGUGUCUGUUACAUGCACUUUUUGCACAUGUACUUGUGUGAACCUGACCGGUGCAGGACUCUGGUUUAGGUCUUUGUUUAAAACUAUGCAAUGCUGCAUUGUGUGUAUGUGGGGGGGAGGGGCUUAUUUCAGUUUUAGGGGUAUUCUAUAUAAGGAGCCAAUGAUUCUACCUUAUUUUGCAAAUAUUUCUCAUUUUAUAGACAGUUGAUUUAGCUAUUUAUUUACUAACUGACUUUUGCCACAUGUGGUCAGUGACAAUUAAUAAAGCUUUUAUUGUUUAAUGAUUUCUUGAUUUAAUUCUUUUUUUUCUUUAUGCAGACUAGUUGUCACAAAGCAACUCCUGCACAGUUAACAUUCAUAUCCUACUUCCACACCCACGCUGCCUAAUGGCAUAUGUCAGUGUCAAGUGACUGCUGAUUAACAGGUUUGUGUUGGAGGCUGUAUAGAUGUGUCACUGUGUUGUUGAAGCCUCAGGCAGCCAGUAUCAUCUCAGCGUGCUUUCCUUCCACCGAGCCCAACGGUUCCGACAUGCUUGCUUCUGCCACUCCCAAAGACAAAACUCAUCUUCUUACCCUUUUACCUGUGUAAUAGAUGUUAUCACGGUGUUCACCUUUACCAUAAUUACAGUCAGGAGAGGCAACAUUCAUUGUUAUUAGGCAGUAUGAGAUUUGUUCAGGCAAUUUGAAAAGAUUUCCUGGCUUCCUGCACAAUUCCAACAAUAUAUAGCCAACAACUGGAGAAUUGAGUCAUGUCUUUAUUGUUCAUUGUUCAUGAGAAACUUAACAGCAUUGUCAUAACAUCUUUUUCAUUUAUUUUUUUUUAAAUAAUCUCUCUUACUGAAAGAGGUUAAAAGUAAAAAUGAAAAGCAGUAUGUAGCUCCACUCCAUGUGCAUCUGGCAUCUGCACUACAGAUCUGCCGGGGGACCGCUGCAACACUUCAGCCUCAUAUGAUUCAUCAUCAUGCUCUUUGAAUGUUCUUUUGCUUCCAACAGCGGUACCACACCUACAUGACCUAAUAGCUCUUUUCACAAUAUAGCUCAGACUUGAUUGCAUUUGAAUUGAGCUUCACUGGCUCAGAUUGUUUGUGUUCCCAUUCUCCUUUUCCACAGCAGUCACAGUAAAUGUGUAGUGGGAGUGUGUUGUGUAAAAUAGGAACAGUGAAAUUGAGAUUUUUUUUAUACUGAUUUAUCCAAGUAUGUAAAAUAAAUGUAAUUAUUUUCAGGUAUUUAGAAUAAACUGCUGCAACCCUAUUGUAUGUAUUGUUGUAAAAAGUUUUACAUUUACAUUUUUUAUUUUACGAGUUCCCCAGUCAUGAUUAGAAAACCCACAUAUUGUAAACAGUGAUGUCUCUCUUAUUCAGCAAAUUAAGAUCUUGAAAAAAGAGGAUUUUGCUGUGAACUGGAAAAUGUGUUUGAACACUGGAUUUAAAGCAUAUCAUGAGACCAGAAGUGCUUGAGUUUUGUCUAGUUUCUGUUACACAUAAAACUGCAUUGCUU